GCCACCAUGUUGGUCCCACCGGAUAUGAUGGCCGCUCAGACGCGCAUGAUUUACCAAAUGAAUCGCUAUUGUGCUGAACGUGUCCAGGCGCGUAUGUUCAAAACCGCCACCGCAAUUCGAGAAAUUUGUAAAAUUGUCCAGGACAUUCUAAAGGAGGUGGAAUUACAGGAACCACGUUUUAUAUCCAGUUUGGUGGAAUGCAAUGGAAGAUUCGAAGGCGUCGAAGUUAUCUCACCCAAUGAAUUCGAAAUUGUCCUAUAUCUCAAUCAGAUGGGCGUUUUUAAUUUUGUCGAUGAUGGCACUUUGCCUGGUUGUGCAGUUCUCAAGCUAAGUGAUGGUCGUAAACGUUCAAUGUCGCUAUGGGUUGAAUUCAUCACCGCGUCGGGAUAUCUCUCAUCAAGAAAAAUUCGAGCCCGUUUUCAAACCCUUGUUGCCCAGGCAUGUGAUAAAAGUAUUUAUCGAGAUAUGGUUAAAAUGAUUGGUGACACGACAGAGGUUAAAUUGCGUAUACGUGAACGAUUUAUUGUUCAAAUUACGCCGGCAUUUAAAUGUUCUGGUAUAUGGCCACGAUCGGCAGCACAUUGGCCGCUGCCACAUAUACCAUGGCCACAUCCAAGUAUUGUGGCUGAAGUGAAGACGGAGGGAUUCGAUUUACUCUCUAAGGAAAGUGUCAUAUUUCAAAAUAAGAAUAAUAAUGCCGCCAGUAUGGAGGGUGAUGCAUGGGUGUUGAGCUUCUUCGAAGCGGAAAAUCGACUGCUGCAAGGUAAGGAAAAAU
This is a messenger RNA of Musca vetustissima, 775 nucleotides long. Its product is annotated as protein mab-21-like. The record is from RefSeq and is a predicted model, not a curated record. The transcript is spliced from 2 exons. The annotation marks the transcript as partial. NCBI's taxonomy places the organism in Eukaryota, Metazoa, Arthropoda, Insecta, Diptera, Muscidae.